AUUUAAAGAGUUAAAUGUUUACAUACUGUUUCAUACUUGGACGAUGCAGCUAUAUUCUUCUGGGGGGAAUCGGUGACGUAUGAGUAUGUAUGUAAAGCUGGAUGCUGAAUGAUUGGUUGAUUGUUUAAAUCCCAGCAGGUUUGGGUGGUUCCUCCUUAUGGAAAACAGAGAAGCGACUGGAAGCUAUUCACUCAUUCAUUCAUCUCACUGCAGCCCAGCACUACGGUACUACAGCUACUCUGUUGCGUUGUGAGCACUAACGGCAUUAGCUAGCAAGCAACUGCUAAAAUGACACGAUUGAAGCGUUCAACGUGAAGUGGAUGUCCAAAAUGUGAAGCUCUGCCUGCAUUUUUAUGAACCUGGAUCAGCGGGGAAUCCGACAAUCAUCAUCAUCAGUGGUGCAGCAACAGCAGCAACGGAGGUGGUGGCUUCUUUUUAGUAAGGAUCAUGUGGUGGGCCUGGCCGUUCCUGCCUGCUCUGGUGCUUCUCUCAGAGCUCUCUGUGGUGAGAGUCCAGACGGCACCAUGCCAAACCUGUAAAAAACUCACUGAGAGUUUCAUUAAGGGCUUGGAAAGAACAGCCAAUAAGAACUUUGGGGGAGGAAAUACUGCCUGGGAGGAGGAGAAGCUGGCUAAAUAUGCAACCAGUGAAACUCGUCUACUAGAGAUAGUAGAAUCUGCUUGUGAGAAAACAGAUUUUGAAUGUAACAGACUGCUGGAGCAGAUAGAGGACCAAGUGGAGACAUGGUGGUUCCACAGACAGCAGGAAGCACCAGACCUGUUUGAGUGGCUGUGUAUAGGGGAGCUGAGACUCUGCUGUCCACCUGGACACUUUGGACCUGACUGCAAAGAGUGUCCAUCUGGACCUGGUGGCAUAUGUGGAGGUCUGGGCCGCUGUGAAGGGGAGGGUACUCGCCUUGGAGAUGGAGAGUGUGUCUGUGAUCCUGGGUACUCAGGCCAUCUUUGCCAAAGCUGUGCUGAUGGUUACUACAGAGAGAAAAGCUCCAAUAACAGCAUAGCAGCCUGUGCAGCCUGCUACCACUCAUGCAAGAAAUGCUCGGGGCCGCAGGACUACAAAUGUCUCGACUGCAAACCCGGCUGGAUCCUUCAUGACAACAAAUGUGUUGACAUUGAUGAAUGCGGUACAGAGCUGGCUCGUUGCCCUUCUAACACCUACUGUCACAACACAGAUGGAUCAUAUGAAUGCAGAGGAUGUGACCAGGCAUGUGUGGGCUGCAUGGGUAGUGGUCCUGCCCGCUGUAAAAAAUGUGCACGUGGCUACAGAUUGAAGGGAGCAAAGUGUCUUGAUAUAGAUGAAUGUAGUGAACGUGCCAUAGCAUGCCCGGGACUCAAUGAGGCCUGCAUAAAUGAGGAGGGCUCCUUCCACUGUGACUGUGCUAAUGGCUUUAUCAGAAGAGACAGCAUCUGUGUUGAAAAUAAACCUCCUGCUGGCCCAGAGAAGGGACUCUUUGACGAUAUGACAGAUGAUGAGGUCCUUGUACUGCAACAGAUGUUCUUUGGAGUGGUAAUCUGUGCCCUAGCCACCCUUGCUGCCAAGGGUGACAUGGUCUUCACAGCUAUUUUCAUUGGAGGUGUGGCUGCUAUGGCUGGAUACUGGCUGACCGAGAAGGGAGACUACAUGCUGGACGGAUUUCUGAAGGGACGCUAGACUGCAUUGGACCGUAGCUUGAUUAAAAAGACCGGCCAAUUUGGGUAAAUAGGAAUCAGUUUGAGGCAAGAAACUAGCUUUGCAAUGCUAGACUUUCAGGGAUUUACUUGUGACUGGGGAAUUAAUUUAAAGGGCGUGGGUUAAUUUAUGUCUAUGAGUGACAUCACAUGGGAAGAAGUGAGAACUUGAAGAACAUGAAGCCGUGAAUCUUUAAGAGGAGUAACGAAGCAUCACUGCACUGAUAGAAAGGAACUGAUCUUACUUCCCUACCUCAGCUGUGUUGGGAACAAGGGUGACAUAAAGACCACUACUGAUUGUGAAAAUCUUAUGCAUUUUGAAUAUGAUGUCUGGUCUUUGUCUCUCUUGAAAAGAUUUUUUUCAUCUACUCUAUUCAUGAUGUCCAUCUGCGUUUUCACCAUUUCAGCUCCCCCUCCCUCCCAUAGUUUGAAUGGCACAUGAGUUGUGAGUGUGUCAGGUUACUAAUGCACUUGAACUUACUGCUGUGGGACAUUGGGUAGGAUGGAGAUAUCACAAUUUCCCAAAC
Messenger RNA from Oreochromis aureus, 2212 nucleotides. RefSeq names its product protein disulfide isomerase Creld1 (gene creld1b). The transcript has 11 exons. The coding region runs from base 448 to 1668 and encodes 406 amino acids. NCBI's taxonomy places the organism in Eukaryota, Metazoa, Chordata, Actinopteri, Cichliformes, Cichlidae. Gene Ontology annotation, molecular function: calcium ion binding. The record is from RefSeq and is a predicted model, not a curated record.